AAGGACUUCAUCUAUGUAUAAAAAGAAGAGCCGCCUGGAUAUUUUGUAUUUCCAAGAUAAAUCAACAAACAGCAUAUGUAUUCAACACAAAUUUUUCUAGCAGAAGACAUUUUAACCGACAUUGACGUCGUGCGUAAAUCUAUAAAAACUCAAACAACGCUUAUAAUGCAAAUGUUGGAAAAAGUGAAUACUGUAUUAUUGCAAAUUGAAGGGACUAAAAUAUCAAAGGCUGCAGCGGAGACCAAAAACUGCGCCCUUUAUAUCUACAAUGAAAAAGCCGUUAUCUCUUUAAAAAAAAUGAUCGAAAACACUUCAAAAUUUUUGAAUAUAUUUGAUUAUCCGGUCAUCGAUAUACAAAAAAAUUUCCACUCAUGUGAACAAUACGUUGAAUUCAUAAGCAUGAAUAUUAGAAAGCUCCUGGUUUUCGUCGAUACAUUACAUCAAAUCCAUGCAACGAAACUCGACCAAGAUAACGAAGAUGAGGAGGGAUUUGAAAUUUGAGGAAAAGCAGAGAGACUCUCUUUGAUUUUUUUCUACCUACAGUGUUUAUUUUUGUUUUUCUAUUCCAAAAAGAAAUAAUAUUGAAUUUUGUAAAAGAGUUAAUUGAAUCCAGCCAAAAUAAUGGCUUUUUGUAGACAUCUUGAAAUACUGAGAUGGGAGGUGUUAAAGUGUACCGUAAUAGGACUGAGUGGCGUUUGCAUUAUCAAUUUAUUUACACACAAUAUACAAUUCAUAAGGCCUUCAAAGGCCAAUUUAAGCUUAUUGUAGUGAAGAAUAGUGUACGCAAUGACAAUGAAGUAAGUAUCAGUCAAAUUCAUAAUUUAAAGUAGAUUAGAUUUAAGUUCAUAAACAACAUUACAUAGCAGAUUCAGGAGAUUUGAGUAUUACACACACCUUGUAACAAGUUGUAGCUUACAAUACCUAAGCUAACAAUAUUCAUAAAUUUGCAAAUUACAGAUUUAAAAUUUACAAAUUAAAAGAUGGCUGCCCAGCCAUAAAUUGAGAAUUGAAUUAAGCAAAAACAGCAAUAUUAAGGACAUGUGCUCAGGUAGUAGCAAUAAAAUCAUAACCGUAAACAAACAACCACGCCGCCCACUAAGCUGCUAUCGACAGUAUUGAUCGACAUAAAUGAGCACAGUGGGAUGCUAACUCCUACUAAAAACUAAUCCACCCGGAAGGCAUUACUAGAGUGAGGAGAUAUACGUACAUCAAAUGGGCAGGUCAAGAAAUUCCAAUAGCGCGGAACUCGAACAAGAAAAGACCGGUCAAAACAGAUACGUCUAACUAAAGCAAUAAUAAUCUGUUGAUUGCUGGUAUAGCAUGAAAAUGAAAACGUAGAACAAAGAUUGAGCAUUUGACCAUACUUAAUUACAAUUAAAAAUGAACAAUAGACUGCAACCUGCAGUAAACUGCCCAAACGUAUAUCCAAAGAACCUUUUAAUAUAUUCCGAGAUAUGAGCGCUUCUGCGAACACUGUAGACAUAGCGUACAGAAUUAAAAAUACAAUUUAGCCUGCAAAAACAUAGGUUGUGGUACCAGAUACUACUUUCAGGCCAUACAGAAUAUUAGGCUUAUUACAGUCUGCUCUACAUACCAGAAAGAUAUCAUCCGCUCAGGAAGAUCAUUAAUACACAUUAGAAAAAGUAGAGGGCCUAGUCCGAAUCUUCGGGUACACCAAGGUAUAAGGGACGAAUUCUCGAGGAAUUUCCAUUUAUGCCCACAAAUUAAGAUCUUCCCGUUCAGUAAGAGUGAACAAGCUCACAAGCGGAUUUCGAAAAUCUAAAAAGUCCCGUCAACUUUUUAGCAAGUAUUCAGUGGUUAACGGAAUCGAAAGCUUUUGAUAAAUCCACUAGAGUGCACUACAGCCAGUACUAGCGACGUUAAAAAACCUUCAUUGAUGUCACAUCUGAUUGAAUCAUUUAUGAUCAAUAGUAGGCUGAUGGUACUGCGCCCACAACGGCCCGUAAAUUGGGAAACUGAAGUCAGACCUUGAACAGUCUUUGUUAAUAUGUUCUGAGUCUGAGAAUAUGUUCAACCACUUUGGGUAGCACUGGGAAAAUAGAAAUAGAUCUCAAAUCACCUAAGGCAUUCCUUAUUUUGAUUUUAGAAAUGGAAAUAAUACCCGCAGUCAAUAAGUUGUUCCGACUUGGUUAUGCAUGCACAUGAAAAAACCCAUAUGUUUUCCUGGACGUAGAAAGGCCGGAAUUCUCAGAUAUAUCAGCGUGUACAGUAUCAACAUUGAGAUUACAUAGAAGGUCGCCCACCUUAUAGUAACCACAAUUCUUCAAUACUCUCCACUUAGGUGAAGGGCCAAUUCCAGAAAAUAAGUUGAUAAAAUUUCUUCUCCUUUCCUUCCGAUUGGUAUUCUUAGCUUUAUUUGGAUAACGACAUUAUACUGUACAGUUAUCCUCAGCUCCAGAGGACCGAAAAGUCGAAUAAGGCAAGCCCCUCAGCAAUAUUGCAUGUCUCAUACCCCUUGCUUUUAUCUAAUCUUCAAUAGCAUUU
Glossina fuscipes is the source of this 2505-nucleotide messenger RNA. RefSeq lists its product as uncharacterized. The transcript has 3 exons. NCBI's taxonomy places the organism in Eukaryota, Metazoa, Arthropoda, Insecta, Diptera, Glossinidae. The record is from RefSeq and is a predicted model, not a curated record. Bases 76 to 501 code for a protein of 141 amino acids.